GGGAAGGCGGCGCAGCAGCGGACCAGCCAGCCAGCCAGCCAGCCAGCAACCGGGUUCACCCCGACUAUGGCAGGCGAGCUGGAGGCUCCCGAGGCCGGCGGAGGUUGAAGCGCGGAGCCGGGGCUCGGCCAGCAGCAGCAGCAGCAGCAGCAGGAGGGGCGAGGCUCCCCCCUCCAGCCCAGCAUCGGCAUGGCUCGCUGGAUCCCCACCAAGCGGGAGAAAUAUGGCGUGGCCAUCUACAAUUACAAAGCAGUCCAGGAUGUGGAGCUCUCUUUACAGGUUGGGGAUACUGUUCACAUCCUGGAGAUGUAUGAAGGAUUUUGGGACUGGACCUGGUGGUGCGUGAUGAUAAUGGGAACAUACUGGAUCCAGAUGUUACCAGCAUGAUUUCCCUCUUUAAAGCACAUGAGACAGCAUCCAAAAGAAUUGAGGACAGGAUCCAAGAAGAAAAGUCUCUUCAACAGAAUGUAGACCGACGAGGACAGUCUAUCUUUAAUAAUACCCACACUUACAGCCUGUACAUCAAUUUCAAGAAUUUUGUCUGCAAUAUUGGUGAGGAUGCAGAGCUGCUUAUGAGCCUUUAUGAUCCAGACCAAUCCAAAUUUAUUAGUGAAAACUACCUGGUUCGCUGGGGAAGCAAUGGAAUGCCGAAGGAAAUUGAAAAGCUUAACAAUCUUCAAGCUGUCUUUACG
Thamnophis sirtalis is the source of this 692-nucleotide messenger RNA. NCBI's taxonomy places the organism in Eukaryota, Metazoa, Chordata, Lepidosauria, Squamata, Natricidae. The record is from RefSeq and is a predicted model, not a curated record.